Messenger RNA from Sorghum bicolor (sorghum), 2073 nucleotides. RefSeq lists its product as uncharacterized. The transcript has 2 exons. The coding region runs from base 304 to 1380 and encodes 358 amino acids. The record is from RefSeq and is a predicted model, not a curated record. Lineage: Eukaryota; Viridiplantae; Streptophyta; Magnoliopsida; Poales; Poaceae.
UGAAUCUGCGUCCAUACUAGGCUCACUCGACCCUUGGCCCGCCGCCAGAACUCGCCUCGCCCGCGGCCGAUCCUCUCCAUCCGCUCGCCGCGCCGCAACCCGGAGAGGAGACUGCGCUCGGUCGAGCACCACCUCAGGCCCAGCGUCCUCGCGAGUCGUGACCAUCUCCGGCGCGGCGUCCGCCCUCUGCAGCCCCGGUGUCCCCGCGACCGUCGCUGCUGUCCUACUUCGCCACUCGCCACCUUGGCCGGCGACGAGCACCGCCAGGACACCAGUUGACUUGCACAGCCAGAGCUUUGGAAGAUGGCAAGAUCACCAAGAGGUAGGAACCUCCAAGCUCGUCAACAUAGGUCAGCUUCUUCAGAUGUGCCCUUGUGCUCCUGGAAGACAGAAGGAACAAACAAAGGAAAUGAUAUGUCAGUGACCUCUGAGAAGAAUGAAUGGAAAGGAGCCACUUGCCCAGUUUGCUUGGAGCAUCCACAUGAUGCUGUCCUCCUCCUGUGUACUUCUCACCACAAGGGCUGCCGACCAUAUAUGUGUGGUACCAACUACCGUCAUUCUAACUGCCUUGAACACUUUAAAGAAGCUUACGCAAAGGAAAAAAUGGCUCUUGGUGUUUCAGCUGAGUCUGCACCUGGCCUUCCAUUAUCCUCGAGCACACUGCCAUCAAUCAACCAGCCAUGUGUAAUGGAACUUGCCUGCCCUCUCUGCCGUGGAGAGGUUAAAGGAUGGACUGUGGUUGAACCUGCGCGUCACUAUCUGAACCGGAAAAGGAGAACUUGCAUGCAUGAUGGGUGCUCAUUCCAUGGCUCGUAUAAGGAGCUUUGCAAGCAUGUGAAGUCGAAGCACCCUUCAGCGAAACCUCGUGAAGUUGAUCCUGCUACUGCAGAUGAGUGGAAAAGGUUUGAAUGUGAGAGAGAGCGGCAGGAUGCCAUCAGCACUAUCAGGUCCAUGAACCCAGGAGCUGUGAUCAUGGGGGAUUAUGUCCUUGAGUUGAAUGGUGGUGGUAACAACCUUUUGCCCUCUGAUGGAGAUAAUUUUGACUUGGAGGAAAGGCUCAACUUCUUCACAUCCUUAGAUCGUACUUUGAAUGAGCGAAUUGACUUGUAUGACUCGUCAGAUAGUUUGGAUGAGGGGUUUGACUUCUUGGCAUCCCUGUUUACCCAUGGCAGGAGAAUCUCUACUGGAGCUCCAUUUAGCAGGGCUUAUAGAAGACAUAGGGAGAGGCCUAGACGUUCAACGAUUUCUGUUGAUGCUUCUGACAUUCAGCAUGAGUCAGUUAGUGCUCAAAGGGGACAGCGUGCUGUUCGGGCUAUAGGCAGAACUUCACGGCGGCACCAUCCUAUGGUGGCUCAUAUAAGGCCUACACGAGGCAGCUGAGAGAUGAAAUCACUUAGAGGGGAGGGAGGGGCUUUCAUGCUAUCCAUCUGCAAGGGAUGCAAAAUAACACACCAUGAUAAGUUGUUGCUCUGGUGGUCGGAGGUCCAUCAGAUUCUUCCUUUUUUUAUCCCGUUGCUGAGACAGCAACUGAGGAUAUAAGGUUGGAUGGAGAUGAGGUCUCUGUUUGGCAGAUGCUGAUGCCUGUAUGACGUGCUCUGCAAUGUGCAUACAGUUUUGGGCUGAAGCAGCUCCACUUUUCCGGUGCUGCAUUUGCAUGGAUUUUAUGAAUGCCCUUGCCUCGAACUUCUUUUCCCUUUCUGUUGAUCAAAGGAAACUGCAAACAGAUGAUUGUUUUGUCCGCAAUUGCUAUUUGAAUGUUAGAUGUCAGUGUCAUGAACAGCAUACACAUUACUGCUUAUGUUCUGGUCUUGUAGUUUUGUAUCCAUUCGCUGUGGCCUUUGGAUGGCUCGGUUGAGUUGAUAUGUGACUUAUUUGCCAUGAGUGCAUCUCCUCGUGGUUCUGUUGUACCGUGCUGCUAGGGUUAUUCACCUGGUGGUACACUAAACUGCCCACGCAGCUGUGUCUGUUUCAGCUGUUGCUUAUGGAACUGGUUCCUGUAGUUCUAUUUAUCUGCUUGAAAUGUGUCUCGUUUGUUUGGCCGUAUAAAUCAAUCAUAUAUUCAUGGUGACACUA